This is a messenger RNA of Rhagoletis pomonella (apple maggot), 3748 nucleotides long. Its product is annotated as serine-rich adhesin for platelets-like. Gene Ontology annotation, biological process: nervous system development; neurogenesis. The record is from RefSeq and is a predicted model, not a curated record. The transcript is spliced from 4 exons. Gene Ontology annotation, molecular function: protein binding. Lineage: Eukaryota; Metazoa; Arthropoda; Insecta; Diptera; Tephritidae. The coding region runs from base 371 to 3748 and encodes 1125 amino acids.
UGAUUGGAAGAGUAUGCAAAAAAUGUGCUUGUGAAAUUAAAUUAAACUUUGGAGGAAUUCAUAGUGAAUAAACAAAAAAAAACAAAGAGCAAAAAAUACGACAAAAAUCUGUUAUGAAACGGCGUUAAAAAUUCCAACGCAGCCACAUCAAUUUCAGUGAACAACGGAAAACUUACAACAACAAUAUGUGCGGCAAAAUAGGACCACCACUGCCACCUACCCUUUCUUAUCCCUUUCCCAACCUUCAAUACUACCAGAGCAACAUCAAUUUUUGCCAAGGAAAGCGAAUAGACAACUGCCGCACAUUAAAAGUGAAGCUUACCGAGCCGUUACAGGCCCAAGCUGCGCCUUAUAAUUACUGCCAACGAAAAUGUCUACCCACCAGCGUCAACAACAAACAGCUGCUCCACGUGUAAACGAUACGCAAAACAACCUUACUGAGUCGGAGGACAAAGAUGAAAAUGGCGAUGGCUAUGAUGAAACUGGCCAUGGCAUAAACGAAUUGGUCAGGCAAAGCACAGGCACAGCAAGCGCUGACGUUAACCAAACUAAAAUAAGCCAGCGAAGGAAAACAAAAAUUUCUGACAAGCCACAGACGAGUGGCCAACACAAAGUAAAGGAUAACAAUAACUGCCAAGCGGCAAAGCAAAAUAAAAUUUCAAGUGAGUGUUCGAGGCACGAGGCCAGCCAAAAUGUUAACGCUACCCCACCUUCGCUUGGUGUGAAUUUAAAAACAUCAAUUUACGACUGGGACUCACCCAGCUCAUUUACCGGUACAGUGAAGAGGCGGUCCGGUCGCCGGCCACACUCGUUGGCAGCAACAACUGCAAGCGUUGAACGUGGUUUGGGGCAUGCGAAUGUGAAACAGAAUGCAGCUUCCGAGAGCUCAGCGCUGUCAGUGAAAGCUUUAACCCCCACCAAAGAUGGCACCACUACCAACCAUAACUACAAAUUUUUUUGUAAUAACAAACGCAACCACUAUGCAAUUAGUGCCAACAACGCAAACACAGUGGAUGGCAGCAAGUUAAAGCGGCGGACGACUAACGACGAAAUAACUUUUGCAGGGACCGUCAAACCUGCCAGCAACAUGCCAAAGUCUCAUCGGCUGGGUAAGGAUAAGUCAUCGAAGCUGCGGCACAGCAAAUCGCUGGCGUCAGCGGAUCGAAAUGCUAAUAAUGCCGCUGCAACAAGCUCCCCACCACCGUCACCAAACAGUGACUUGGCGGCCGCUCAUAGUUUCCUAAGUGUUUCGCAACAUUCCCAGUCUAGCGCGCCUGGCACUAGAUCGAAGUCUUCCGAUGCCACGUCAUUGCCUGCCUCGUACAACCGCAAUCUUUGCAAUGCCUCCUUCUCCAGCGCGAACCAACUACACGACGAGCCGAAUGCCAUACGCGAUGCUAAUUAUAUGGAAUUGAGCUUUUGUGAUGGCCGGUACACCGGCGAUGAGUCAACGCAGUUUACCGAGCUCUUUCGUGAUUUCCCCGUCAGUUAUGAAUCCACGACGGUCGUCACGAAUUCACAGUUUGCAAAGUGUGGUCUUUCGGCGCAAGCGUCACCACGUUCGACGCCUCCCUAUCGCGAGCCACCACCGCCAACACCACCACCGAUCUCACAGAUGCCAACGCGCGACUCGCGCUUCCUCGCCAUGCAAUCAACCGCCGAGCCAUGUGCUUCCCUAUCCGCGCCAGCGACACCCUCACGCGGCAAGGUCGUGCUCAGUAAGAAGGAGCGCAAGGAGUUGAGCAAACUGAAUGCGCGUCUAGGCGUGUAUGAUGGUAGCGAGCAUGCUGGUGGAAGCGCGAGCGCUCAGUCUAGUCCCUACAAGGGACGUGUAUCUGAGUUGAAGAACUGCUUGGCGCGGGGUCUAUUUGCUUCGCUAAGUCGUGGUUCGCAGAAGUCACUUACCGCGAAUAGCGCGGCACAAGAGGAAGCCACAUCAUCGUCGAAUGAGGUCUCACCGCCGCCACCAGCGCCAGCGGACGCUAGUCCUCCAAACUCGAAUGCAUCCAACAAUAAUGAUGCAGACUAUAGUGAGAAGCUAAAGAAUUUGCCAGUGCGUCAGCGUAAGACGCACGUCUCGCACAUGGAUAACUAUUGCCUCUUCGAUCCUGUUGAUUUCAUAAAUGAAAAGGCGCUACGGCAACGCACACAUGAGCAUUUAAGCCGGAUGUUUGAAACGACCACGACACACGGUCUACGUGAUCCGCUCUUCAGUUCGCGCCAGAACUUAGACUUUAGCGAAGAGGAAUCUGUGCCCGAAGUCAUCUACAAUGAGGAUGAGCUGCCACCGGAGGACGACUCUACGCUAGUGGUUGAGGUGACAUUCGAGGAAGCUUGCGGUGGCGCAACGAGAUCAGCUAAUUUCGAUCAUCACAAUUAUUUUGUCAUUGAUCCAGAUGACUUUGAAGAGGAACCCAUACCUGAUAUCGGCAUACCGAAUCCAAAUACCAAUGAACAACUGGUGCACGCCAACCUCGAAGCAUUGGCUGAGCAAACCACUGCCAAAGCAGACGAGCCCAUACUACGUGAGUCCGCCAGCUUUGAAAAGUUGCUCGAAGUGCUGGAUGCGGCGCCGAGCAUGUCGAAUAGUCAAGAGUCCAAAGAUACAAACACCACCGCUUCCACGACCACAACAACAUCCACCGCGCUUGUGGAGUCAUCCACCUCCACGAACUCAGCGAGUUCAUCCACCUCAGCGACGUCCUCGCAAACGACGCUACAGCGCACGAAAAAGAGGUUAACCUUCCUGAAUCUCUCACCUUUUCGGUCGAAACAGCAAAUGAGUGGCAGCGCCGUGGCCGGGAAUGAUAAACGAGCUAAGCGUAAUGGCGACAAUAAAACGAAUGAUGCGUCUGCGUGUGACGCUAGUGCCGUAGAGGACACAACGAGUAACGAGCAGCGUGCUGUCUCUGUGCUAGUCAGCUCGGAGCAUAUGCUUCACCUGCAGCAUAUGCUGCUGGACGAGAAGGAGCACUUACGCGCGCGUACCGUGCCAAUCGAAUCGAAUUAUGUACUCUUCAAUCCGGGUCCGGUGCCGAGUCGUAAUGUACCGUACAAAAUUCGUAAGCCGCGACCGUUGUCCUCACACAGCGAUGCAGAUAGUGGUUUCCUGAGUCCAUGCUCGCCCGAUGAGCUGUCCGCGCUGAAGUUCAACUCGGCGAUUUUGGUGCUGCAGCAGUGUGACAGCGUGCAGGGAUACAUUGAGAUAUACACCGAUUGGGCAAACUACUAUCUCGAACGUGCCAAAUCCAAAAAGAGAGUCACCGAUCUGUCAGCAGAUUGUCGCGAUGGCUUACUACUCGCUGACGUCAUUGAAGCGGUAACAUCAUUCAAAGUGCCCGAUUUGGUGAAAAAGCCAAAAAAUCAGCAACAAAUGUACGACAACGUCAACUCCUGUCUAAAUGUGCUGCGUUCGCAGGCGGUUUGUGGCGUGGAUAAUAUCACCACGAAUGACAUCUGUGCCGGCCGACUGAAGGCAGUGUUGGCGCUUUUCUUUGCGCUCAGUCGUUACAAGCAACAGUCGAAGCAAUUGUCUAACACAACAACACCAAAUGCGAAUAUUGUUUUGGGCACAACAAAUACAACAGCUAAUUGCACAACAACAGCAGCGGCGGCAAUAAAUACAGCCACUGGUGGAGCAAUAACGGCAGCCAGUAAUCAGGCACAAAAUCAGCAACAGCAACAGCAACAUCUGCAGAACGGCAAUGAAACAAUGUUGAAUAGUUCUGAAGGUUGUAGCAUUAGAUAA